Molecule: messenger RNA, 1863 nt
Organism: Halichondria panicea
Lineage: Eukaryota; Metazoa; Porifera; Demospongiae; Suberitida; Halichondriidae
Product: terminal nucleotidyltransferase 4B-like
Exons: 3
Coding region: 207-1613 (468 amino acids)
Biological process (GO): RNA 3'-end processing
Cellular component (GO): nucleolus; TRAMP complex
Molecular function (GO): poly(A) RNA polymerase activity; mRNA binding
Source: RefSeq, a predicted model, not a curated record
GGGCGUAGUUCAAAUACCCACGCUAUCAAGAGAAAGUCUUUGUUUGAGAAAUCUAUUACUGAUCUGUUUUUGAAGACAACUCUGAACCAACUCUCAUAUCUGACUCGGCUAUCUGCCAAAACACACCUUCAUCACUUCACAGAGAACUAUUUAAAUAGAAAAACACUUACCAACCACUCUCUGUUGUUACCCUCUGCAAACACGAGAUGGCCUCCACCACAACAUCAGUAAGACAUACAGGUAUUACUCCCGCCUCUGAAACGUGGGCCAAAAUUGAGGAAACAACCACGUCACAGCCGGACUACCUCCCACUUGGAAGUGUCGAUGUAGCGGCACGUACUGAUGCUAGUAUACUAGCUCAAGAACAAACUAUCCCUAGCAUGUCCAAAAGAAAAAAACUGCUUUCGGGAGAAUCGACGAAGACCUGUACACCGUGGAAAACUAAAGACUAUCCACGAGACCCACCUGGGCUUCAUGAGGAGAUUAGCGAUUGCUACGAGUAUCUGAAACCUCGACCGUCUGAGAUCCGGAUGAGGGCCGAUGUUAUAACCCGAGUGGCUCAUAUAAUCAAAAACCGAUGGCCUCAUGCCGUUGUGAGUGUGUUUGGAAGUGUGUGUAACAACUUGUUUCUACCCACAAGUGAUAUUGACUUGGUUGUUCUAGGCCAGUGGGCUAAGCUGCCUCUGUUCUCGCUUGAAGAGGAUUUUGUCACCGCUGACAUUGCUGUAGACGGUAGUAUUCUAGUCCUGGACAAGACCAGCAUUCCAAUCAUCAGAUUCAUCGACAAAGUAACGGAGGUCAAAGUGGACAUCAGUUUUAAUCGAGAUACAGGAAUCGAAAGUGCGAGAAUGAUAACAUCGUUCAUUCACGAGUAUCCUGCCCUGCCCAAACUUGCCCUUGUGAUAAAGCAGUUCCUGACUCAGCGUAAUCUCAACGAGGUCUUCUAUGGUGGCAUCAGUUCGUACAGUAUCAUCCUUCUCAUUGUCAACUUUCUGCAAGUUCACCCGAGGUACAAAGCUGCAGACUCUGACGCAAAUCUAGGAGUUCUUCUAAUCGAGUUUUUCGAGUUGUAUGGCCGAAAUUUCAACUACAUGAAGACAGGUAUCACAGUGUUGGAUGGAGGUUCGUACUUCGACAAAAAUGAUCUGGCUGAUGAUCGAUCGAUGUUGUUCAUUAUUGACCCCACUGACCCUAAAGCCGGCAAUGCUAGCAGGGGGUGCUACGGCAUGUGGCAAGUGAAGCAAUCAUUCGAGCAAGCUUUCCUGCGGCUACACACUCUAGUGCUGACUCGAGAUAACCCGACUCCAAAAUGUGACUCGCUUCUUAGUUCAAUUAUUCAAGUAUCGGCUGAAGUUGACGAGUAUCGAAACUGGGUGGAUGCCAACUGGCCUGCCCACCCCCUCUCACCGCAAGCAUCUAGUUCACCGUAUUUUGUACAGCUGGGGCCGCUAUUGACCACACCCACAUACGUCCAACAACAGUACCCCUCGAUGGUGUAUAGUCCCGUUAAUGGUGCUUCUUAUUCUAUGACAAAUCAUUACACGCAACAGCAGCCUGCCCCGAUCACGCCCAUCUCCUCAACACAAUCAACCACGAACGAUGUGAGUAGCUAGUACUGUUUUUCUACUAUUGUAACUUUGUCUUUUCUACCUCUUUCAUGUUAAGGCUCUCUUUAUAUGUACUCUCUUUUGAACCGUUUAUCAGCGUUACAGUGCCAGGAAGGACUUUUCUGUUGCCUUGAUUUAUUUGUGAUUACAUACGUGUUUUAUGUGCACAUGUGUAUGAAUGGUGUGUGUGCAUGUCACUUGUAUGUAUCCCCAACAAAACUCAAGUUCAUGUUAUAAACAUUAUUUUCAACAGUCA